GGCCGGAUAUGACGCAACGGAAAGGGCGUUUCUUCGCGGCGCGAAUAUUUUGGUUUUAAUGGCGUCUCAGGUGUUUGAGUGGAUAAACCUGGUGUGAGUGUCACAUUUCAGUGGGUUGUCCAAAUGGCAGUGGCUUCUUCAGUCAGACUACGAGUCAUCCUUGGAGAAGACAGCUCUCAGCGUGUAAUUCUUCGUGAUGGUGUGCCACAUUCAAUGAGUGAACUUUUGGAGGAAGUUCAGAGGCAAUGUAAUUUGCCUGGAAGUUUUAGGCUGCAGUUCAGGGAUCCUGAUUUUGACCAUGAAUUCAUGAACCUUACAUCGCCAUCAGACCUCCAGGACAAAGCCACUGUAAAGGUUGUGUUUUCCCCAACUACCCAUGUUACUCUGUGCCAAGAUGGUAGCCCUCCUCCCCCCUAUUUUGGUGCUUCCCACAGUACAAACUUCUCUCCAGCUCUCUCUCCCUCACCCUCCUCUUCUGACACAGUCAUAUUGUCAACUCCUCCAUCUACAUCAGGGGCAUCGUCCGAGUCCUCACUUGAGUCUUCCUCAGAGUCAGCAAGCAGCUUGAAAUCUUCUCAAUGGCCCUCUGUCUUUGAUGUGCCCAGGUUCUCUUACGACAGUGAACUCAAGUUGCAACAUGCCAAUACAGCUUUCAAAGAAGGUGGAACAUUCCUCAGCCCUGAACCAAAACUGAAAUCUUCCAUUUUAGAUGGACUUGCAGAAGAAAUUGUGAAGUACAAACUUUAUCCAACUGAUUCAGACUUUGAGGAAGUGGCAAAAGCACUUAUUAAAAAGCACCCCUGCUUGAAAGAGCAAGGCUCAGUAACUGGAUGCAGUGGAUGGAAGGUUAGCCUGAAGUACAAACUUGGCAACUAUAGAACAAAACUGAGAAAUGUUGGAUGCAUGGAGGUCACUGUGAAUUCACUCAAACAUAAACCGCAAGGAAAAUCAAGCCCAGCAUAUGGUGUAAAGAAACCACGAAGAGCAGAAGUAAACUACUGUCCAUCAUUUCCAAGCGGCGAAACUGCUGAGAGUCUUGAGAGAGUAAGAGUGAACCUUCUUUCAGAAGGUAAAAAGAAGAACAAUGAUCAGACAUUGAAAGUGCUAAUGGACAAGACCUUUGCACUGAGAAGGCAUGAAGUUAUCCACGAAUCGCCUCUUAUCGCAGACUUCAAGACAAGAUGGCCUGCUCUUUUUAGAACAAAAGAGGUAAGCGCUGAAUUUGAGCGGAUUACAACCGUCCCUCUUCUGACGCGGUUCUUUUCCAAGCUGGAUCUUCACUCUGCAAAACUUCUCAAAGUGUUUGCCAAAAGAGGAGGAGUCCAAGGACGAAAGAUCAUGCAACAUGUGACGGCCAUGGCACAGAGUGACUACGUUGAAGUUAAAAGAGAAUCAGUCCUCAGAGCUCUGUGUGUCUACUUGAAUGAAGAGCCGGAUGAUCUCAUUCGUGAAUAUAUGGUUUCUGAUGUGGCCGCUAUUCAGCUGGGAAUUGACGGGACUGUCUUGGGGAUCUUUGCAACCAGAGUUGAGGGAGCUGAAGUCAUGGACCAUCCUGCAGAUGUUGGAGUGGUAAUCGAAGGUGUUGUGGUUCUGGAAGACCUUGCCAGUGUGUCUCUUGCCAUUGCACUGUUGUUUGGAUUAACUUAUGCCUUUAACUUGAGUUACCCUCCCAAAUUCAGGUACACUUUUGAGGUAAUCCAGAAACUCUUUCUGGAACUAGAUGCUAACAAACUGUCACACAAAGUUCAGGCUCUGAAAACCAAGCUCUUCAGUGAGUUGGAGUAGGGUUAGUUCAUGAUGGUCUUAAUUUCGGAAGUAUUAGGCUUGUGACGUGCUAAUUAUAUGCUACAGUUUGUACUGGAUUAUUAUUGAGGAUAUUGCUGUUGCAUUUUGCUGACAGAUUUAGAUAAAGAACUUUAGUUAAAUAUAUGCUGCAUGGUUAAAACCUUUCAAGAUCUGAUUUUUUUUCACAAUCAGAAUGGAGCAUUUUUUUGAGGCACCUUCAGGGUGAUGUUUUGCUUUGGAGUACACUUAUUUUACAUUCUAGACAUUUUGAACAGCCAUUUUGGAUGUGUAGUACUUACUGGCAUUACUGCUGUUAAAAUUUGGAAGGACAAAUAUUUUGAUGAUUACAACAUUUAUGUGAGAGCUCGUUAAAAUAUUAAAAUCUAAAAAAAAACUCAUACAAAAACAAACACAAAUAUUUGAUGGUUACCACCUUUGUCAGGGUUAAUUGAUAUUUAUAUCUCAUUAAAAUAUAUCUAAUACAUCACUGUCAACUUUCUAGGCAAA
This is a messenger RNA of Astyanax mexicanus (Mexican tetra), 2292 nucleotides long. RefSeq lists its product as uncharacterized. The record is from RefSeq and is a predicted model, not a curated record. Lineage: Eukaryota; Metazoa; Chordata; Actinopteri; Characiformes; Acestrorhamphidae. The transcript is spliced from 6 exons. The coding region runs from base 124 to 1785 and encodes 553 amino acids.